Loxodonta africana (African savanna elephant) is the source of this 1965-nucleotide messenger RNA. Its product is annotated as DDB1- and CUL4-associated factor 12-like protein 2. The coding region runs from base 1 to 1965 and encodes 654 amino acids. The transcript is spliced from 3 exons. Gene Ontology annotation, molecular function: protein binding. The record is from RefSeq and is a predicted model, not a curated record. Lineage: Eukaryota; Metazoa; Chordata; Mammalia; Proboscidea; Elephantidae. Gene Ontology annotation, cellular component: Cul4-RING E3 ubiquitin ligase complex.
AUGGAUCCCUGUGUAGCUAAGCCUGCACGGGUGUGGGACUGCCACGAGGUUGACUGCUCUGAAGGGGCAGAGCAGGAUAAGACCCAAAUUCAACCUGAGACUUCUCCGACCCCCGCUAGUCUCCGACCCCCGCCCCCACCCCCUCCCGCCCCGCUCCCCGCCUCCGCCUCUUCUCAUCCGCCCCCCGCGUUGUCCUCGCUCAUAUCAACCUCCUCCACCACCCGCCUCCCGCACUUCCCGCCCUCGCUUGGGUCCGCACCACCACCACCACCGCCGCCGCCGCCGCCGCCGCCGCCGCCGCCGCCGCCGCCGCCGCCGCCGCCGCCGCCGCCGCCGCCGCCGCCGCCGCCGCCGCCGCCUCCUCGCUGCCGCGCUCCAUCAGCGUCUGCUGCACCGCCCGUACGCCCCUUGCUGCCCUGGACUCGCCGGCGCCCUGGAAUCGAUCCCAUCCCCGCCGCCACUGUGGCCAACACCGGUGCCAGGCGGCGCCGCCGUCACCGGCGCCGGCGCCGGCGCCGCCGCCGCGUCCCCCCCACUGCCUUCGCCACCAUGCCCCUCGCGCCCACCACGUCCCCGCAGCAAACAGGUAGCAGGAAGCGGAAAGCGGACGAGGCGGGCGCCGGGAGCUCGGCAUCCUGGGGCCCGGGAGGGGCGGCGACCCCCGAGAAUGGCGAAGAGCUGCUGCUGUCCAAGAAGCAGAAACGGCUGGCGGCGCAGCGCUCGCUGCUGCGCUACCUGCAGAGCCGCGAGGUGGGCGCGCGCGACGGCACCGGGGCCCGGGACUUCGAGGCCGAGCUACGCGCCUACGCGGUGCACAAGCUGCCUACGCUGCUGACGGAGCACGAGCUGGCGUUGGGCACCCUCAACAAGGUCUUCGCGUCGCAGUGGCUGAACGCCAGGCAGGUGGUGUGCGGCACCAAGUGCAACACGCUCUUUGUGGUGGACGUGCACUCAAAUCACAUCACGCACAUCCCUCUCCUGGGGGACGGGGCGCCAGUGCUGGCCCGGAACCAGCCGAGCUGCGGCAUCCACGCCAUCGAGCUGAACCCCUCCAAGACGCUGCUGGCCACGGGGGGCGAGAACCCCAACAGCCUGGCCAUCUACCAGCUGCCCACGCUCGACCCCAUGUGCCUGGGCGACCGCCAUGGCCACAACGAUUGGAUCUUCGGCAUCGCCUGGAUGAGCGACACCGUGGUCGUGAGCGGCUCCCGCGACGGCACCGUGGCGCUGUGGCGGGUGGACCCCGACAUGUGCCACCGCAGCAUCGGUUGGCAUAACGACGUGGGGUUCCCCAUGUACGCCCACAUCAGCCCGACGGAGACGGAGAUCAUCCCCAGGGCCAACACCAGCUCCACCAACCGCAAGGUGCGGGCCCUGGCUUUCAGCGACAAGAACCAGGAGCUGGGAGCCGUGUCCGUAGAUGGCUACUUCCACCUGUGGAAGGUCGAGAGCACCCUGUGCAGGCUGGUGUCCUUCAGGCUGCCCUACAGCCGAGAGAACGUGUGCCUGACCUACUGCGACGAGUUGUCCCUGUAUGCAGUGGGCUCCCAGUCCCAUGUCUCCUUCGUGGAUCCGCGCCAGCGCCAGCAGAACCUGCGGCCUCUGUGCUCCAGGGAGGGCGGCACGGGUGUGCGCUCGUUGAGCUUCUACCAGCAUAUCAUCACCGUAGGCACUGGCCAUGGGUCCCUGCUCUUCUAUGACGUCCGCGCCCAGAAGUUCCUGGAGGAGAGGGCCUCGGCCAAUCCGAACCCCUCUCCAGGGACCAAAGCGAAGAAGCUCAAGCUCACCUGUGGGAGAGGCUGGCUCAACCACGACGAGCGCUGGGCGAACCACUUCGGAGACACGGAGGAGUUCCCCAAUGCGCUCUACACCCACUGCUACAACUGGCCUGAGAUGAAGCUCUUCACGGCUGGGGGGCCUCUCCCUUCUGGCCUCUACGGGAACUACGCGGGACUCUGGAGCUAA